Molecule: messenger RNA, 2092 nt
Organism: Panicum virgatum (switchgrass)
Lineage: Eukaryota; Viridiplantae; Streptophyta; Magnoliopsida; Poales; Poaceae
Product: zinc finger MYM-type protein 1-like
Exons: 2
Coding region: 161-1309 (382 amino acids)
Source: RefSeq, a predicted model, not a curated record
CUAUCUUUUCAGAGAUUGCAAUGAAGGACAAGCCGGGAAUGAUGCAUUUGCAAUUAAAGGUUGGAAUAGUUGGAACAAGAAAUGCAGACUAGAUACCCAUGUGGGCAAGGGUAAUGUUAACAGCUUUCAUAAUGUAGCAGUCAAACGAUGUGAUGCUUUGAUGAAUCAAGAUCAAUCAAUUCAGGUUGCCCUUGAUAGACAAACUGAUUUUACAAAAAAGCAAAACCGAAUCCGACUUAACACUUCAAUUGAUUCGGUUAGAUACUUGCUGCGUCAAGGCUUAGCUUUUCGAGGUCAUGAUGAAUCAAAAGAGUCAAAAAAUAAGGGAAACUUUAGAGAGUUGGUAAGCACUUUGGCAGAUCAAAAUGAAGCUGUACAUAAUUCUAUUAGAAAUGCUCCAGAAAACUGUCAAUGGAUAUGUGGAGAUAUUCAAAAGGAAAUUACUAGUUACUUUGCAAAGAUAACUUUAAAAUCCAUUAUUGAAGAAAUUGGAGGUGAUGUGUUCAGUUUGUUGAUUGAUGAGGCUUCCGAUGCGUCCGAUAAAGAGCAAAUGGCAGUUGUCUUAAGAUAUCUUAGCAAGCGUGGAUUUAUCAUUGAACGGUUAGUUGGAGUUGUACAUGUGAAGGAAACAUCAGCCAUAUGUCUCAAGGAAUCUCUUCAAAAAUUAUUCACUGAUAUUGGGUUGAGCAUACAACAGGUCAGAGGUCAAUGUUAUGAUGGGGCAAGCAACAUGCGUGGGGAGUUCAAUGGCUUGAAAUCUAAGAUUUUGCAAGAGAAUAGAUCAGCAUAUUAUGUGCAUUGUUUUGCUCACCAGCUCCAGUUGGUCAUUGUGGCAGUAGCAAAGAAGAAUGAAGAUAUUUCAGAUUUUUUCUACAUGAUAUCUGUUUUAUUCAGUGUGGUGGGAGGUUCUUGCAAAAGAAAAGAUAUGAUUAAAGAGAAACAUCGAGAUGAUAUUAGAAAGGCCAUUGGGAGUGGACGAAUUAGCACUGGGACAGGGUUAAAUCAGGAUCAAACUCUUCAGAGAGCAGGUGACACAUGUUGGGGUUCACACUAUAGAACACUCUCAAGUAUAGUGAAGUUGUUCCCAGCCAUUGUUUCUGUUUUGAAAUAUGUUCAGAAAGAAGGAAAAAGUGAUAAGAAAUCUCAGGCACGUGGUCUUGUAGCAUAUUUCGAGACAUUUGAAUUUGUGUUCUAUUUGCACAUGAUGCUCCAUAUAUUAGGAAGUGCAAAUACUUUGUCUCAAUCUUUACAAAAAAAAGGAUCAGGAUAUCCUGAAUGCCAUUUCAUGUGUGCAAUCAACAAGAACUGAGCUGCAAAAAUUAAGAGAGAAUGGAUGGAACUCACUCCUAGAGAAGGUAUAUUUGUUCUGUGAUGAACAUCACAUUCAAAGGCAAAACAUGCAUGAGGAAUAUGUCAAUAGGCAUACACCACGAAGGAAAACCAAUAAGACAAAUCUCCAACAUUACAAAAUAGAGGUUCUUAAUUCUGUUAUUGACUGGCAACUCCAAGAGUUUGAUGACCGUUUCAAUGAGGUAAAUUCUGCAUUGCUUCGUCACAUGGCUGCUUUCAAUCCAAAAGACUUUUUUGCUGCCUUUAACAAGGAGAGUUUAGUGAAGUUAGCUGAGUUUUAUCCAGAUGAUUUUGAUUCAGAUAAAUUGGAUGACCUUGGUCAUGAACUUGUUACUUACAUUGACAAUAUGAGAGCAGAUCAAAGGUUUGAUAGUUUGGAUGGGAUUGCUGAUCUUGCUAAAUUAAUGGUCGAAACAAAUAAGCAUAUUACUUUUCCUUUGGUCUUUCAUCUUCUAAAGCUAGUCCUAAUAUUGCCGGUUGCCACAGCAUCAGUGGAAAGAUGCUUUUCAGCUAUGAAUAUUGUCAAAAAAAAUUACGUAACAAAAUGGGUGAUCAGUUCAUGAGUGAUUGUCUGAUAUGCUACGUGGAGAAAUAUUUGUUUUCUGCCAUUACUAAUGAUGAGGUGGUUGAUCUUUUUAAGAAGAUGAAAUUUCGAGAAGGAAAACUUUGAAAUGUGAGUGGCUUAACAUUCAAAUGUGUAAGCAUUCAACCUUUAAUCUAAAUGUUUAAUGCAAUAGCCCUA